UGAGAUUGAGCCAAAUUGAUCCCUGUGAGAUUUCCAAUAAUUGGUGAUUAGGAAAUCAUGGAAGGCUUUCCAGAGUACUGGACUCCGGAUAUUGUGGUGGGAAUUGAUUUUGGGAUGACCUAUACCGGUGUCGCGUAUUCCUCUGCUCCAGAAUGGCUACCCCCAAAGACCAUCCAGCGUUGGCCUGGGAAGCUACCCAACGAGCUCGCAAACAAAGUGCCGACAUUCAUUGAGUAUUCGAAGUCUGGCAAUGUCGAAAACUGGGGCUUUCAGUGCGAUCCAGAAGCCAAGGAAUCAGACAUUAAGGAGUUCUUCAAGCUACAUCUUGCGCCUCAGUAUCAAGAUGAACAUUAUGGAGGUCCUACUCGAGGGGAGGCCCAGCGCUGGUUUCAGGACUACGUCGAUUGCAUAUACAAGCACAUAGUGUCGCACUUCAGUAACACAAUGCCGCAUUUUGGCCCGCAAAAUGUUGAAUUCCUCUUCAGUGUGCCGACAACUUGGAAAGAUGUGCGCAUGGUUCAGGAAACACGUGAAAUACUUGAGCGUAUUAUUAACACAAAGAAUCCACGCCAUCGCGCUGUUAUAGGUCUCACCGAAGCAGAGGCCGCGGCGGUGUAUGCUGGAAAUGAACAUUAUUUGGCGGAUGAUACGAUUCUUGUCUGUGAUGCAGGUGGAGGUACCACGGACGUCAAUGUUCUAAAGCUAAUAUCAAAUCGGGGCGAACCGACUAGACUGGAACAACUUGGUCAUGUCGAAGGACAACCCAUCGGCUCUGUUUUUAUAGACAGAAGAAUCCACCAUCUGAUUUACAAGCGAUUAGAAAAGGUUCGGGACCAUCUAGAGAUGUCGCCGAGCGAUGCAGCAUGGAUGAUGAUUUCAGGUCGCUUCCAAAGGAUGAAAUGUGCUUUUGGCACAAAGGCCAUAUUGACACCGUGGUUGACGCUCGAUGUUCCAACGAUAGAAUCAGUGUUGGACUUCCCAGAGGCCGAGAUCUAUCGUGGUCAAAUGCGUAUUGCGUGGGAGCAUGUGCAAGAAUGCUUCGACUUGAUGGCCAAUAAAAUGUGCACUCUUCUAGACGGACAUAUUAGCCAAAUGCAUUCCAAAUACCCAGGUGACCAAAUAACGCACCUUGUUCUUUCGGGUGGGUUUGGAAGCUCUCCGUACAUUAAACAGUGUUUGGUGGAGAAGUUCGGUAGUUUGGCCGUCAACAAGCAUCCGAAUGCUGAAGACAUGCAUAUCCUUCUAGCGGACGAACCCCAACUUGUCGUCGUCCAUGGUCUCGUUCUAGAUCGCAUCCAACAGAUAAAACGCGGAGUGGUCACGUUCGGAUCAAGAUGUCCCCCCGUAAGCUACGGUAUCGUGUGCGACAAGCUCUAUGACCCCAAGAAGCACGUUGGGCAACCCGUGCGUCUGGACCCUCGAGACAACAAUACAUUCGCAGUGGAUCAAAUUGACUGGCUGGUGAUUCAGGCAAGGAUAUAUCAUUUUCCAACUGGCUUGGUACUCCGAGCCUAUUCUCGACCAGGACUUAUUGUUUUUCUUGUACAGGGCACCCCAAUCCCAUCGACUGGUAUGACGAAAGAGUUUCAGCUUAAGGCGGAUCUCGGUCGAGAGAACGAACCCUGGACGGCACAAAUCGUCAUGUCGACCCGCGAUCCCGCCAAUCUGCAACGCAACAUGAGUGAGAACGGCGUUCAAAGAGUAUGCAAUAUUAAUGUUUCCACGAUAGAAGUCGACAAGAAGCUCAAGAAUCGUCACUGGUACAGCGUAAAGCCUCAUUUUUGGCGGAUUGCGUUCGAGGUCAAGGUCAUAGUUGGACCUGCCGAUCUGUCAUUUGAAUUAUGGUCCAAAGAUAAAAAGGUUCGCAGCGAUAAGCACGAGCCCAUUGCAGUAAGUUGGAUGCCGGCGCAGGGAUCAGAGGAAUAAUUUCUGCGCAGCAUGAUUGCAUGUAUAUUAUCUCAUUGGCCAAGGUUGUUGAUAGGGGAGCAAUGUGCUGUAAGCAUUAACCGUGAAUAUUUGAACCCCUUGGUGCUUGCCCAUAUGUGAUACAGAGUGGGCUUCGCUAGUUAAUGAUCCUGGAAAUCUUUCAUCAAUUCAGGCACUUUACUGGCUUCAUGUGUUAAAUACAGCAAAUCUAGCC
Messenger RNA from Aspergillus steynii IBT 23096, 2140 nucleotides. RefSeq names its product Hsp70 family protein. Lineage: Eukaryota; Fungi; Ascomycota; Eurotiomycetes; Eurotiales; Aspergillaceae. The record is from RefSeq and is a predicted model, not a curated record. The transcript is spliced from 8 exons. Bases 58 to 1926 code for a protein of 622 amino acids.